AGAAAAAGAGAAGAAUAUAAAUAGAGUAAGGCGACCUCUGGAUCACCUCCAUCUACUAAUCAAUUUCAUCGAUUCAAUUAUUUUGCAACUUGGAAGGAUGUUUAAGCCUCAGCAAUCCCUUUCAAUUCAGUGGAAACUCAUCCUACUCUUCUCUCUCACACACCUCCUCCAUUCCUCUCAUGGUGAUGUGGGAACUGCUUCCUAUUAUGAUCCCCCUUUUUUCCCAACGGCAUGUUACGGUGACGAUUCGAGUCAGCUCCCGGAUAACAAUAUGUUUGGGGCAGCAGGAGAAGGGAUUUGGGACAACGAAGCAUCGUGUGGGAGAGAGUACUUGGUGAGUUGCUUGAGUGCUGCCAAGAAGGGAACUUGCAAGGGAGGGUCUAUUAAGAUUAAGAUCGUAGAUAGGGCGGCUACUGCUGUGAGCAAGGGCUCCAGUCCUCGCACCACCAUCGUCCUCUCACCCACAGCCUUUGCUAGCAUUGCCAAUCCUUCUGCUUCCAGGAUCAACAUAGAAUAUCAACAGGUUUGAAGAUAGGUUGAUGGUGGUUUGAGGAUUGAAGAUAUGAAGAAUUAAACAAUUCCUUUUUCUUUUUCUUUUUUUUUUUUUUUU
Messenger RNA from Macadamia integrifolia, 610 nucleotides. Its product is annotated as EG45-like domain containing protein. The record is from RefSeq and is a predicted model, not a curated record. NCBI's taxonomy places the organism in Eukaryota, Viridiplantae, Streptophyta, Magnoliopsida, Proteales, Proteaceae. The transcript is spliced from 3 exons. Bases 98 to 529 code for a protein of 143 amino acids.